ACCUGACAAACAAUAUCGACGUAACUAUACGGACAACGACAGAUCUUGACCUCCGAAAUAAUAUGGUGCAGGCAACGAUAUAAAUAGUUGUUACAGACCGAAGUUAAUCAGUUGCAAGUCGAAGUCGAGCAAUACACACUUAUCACAAUGGCUGCGAAGUUCGUCGUUGUAGCUCUUUUGGUGGCGGCUGCUCAGGGCAGCGCUAUCCACGGUGGAAAUUACAACAGCUUCUCCUAUGGAGUGUCGGACCCCCACACCGGCGACGUGAAGAGCCAGCACGAGACCCGCGUGGGCGACAGCGUGGUCGGCCAGUACUCGCUGCUGGACUCCGACGGCACGAAGCGCACCGUCGACUACGCCGCUGAUGCCCACUCCGGAUUCAACGCUGUCGUGCGCAAGGAUCCUCUGCUGCACGCCGCUCCCGUCGCCAUCGCGCACGCCGCUCCCCUGGCGUACGCUGCCCCGAUCGCUCACGCUGCUCCCGUAGCGUACGCCUCCCACGUCGCUCACGCCGCUCCCUUGGCCCAUGCCGCGAUUGCCGCUCCUCUGGCUCACACCGCGUACGCCGCUCCCCUGGCCCACGCUGCCUACGCUGCUCCCAUCGCCCAUGGCGCCAUCGCUUACGGCGCUCACGGAGUCGGUCUCGGUUACGGCCAUGGUCUUGGUUACGGACACGGUCUCGGCUACGGUGCGCAUUACGGCUAUUAAAUAAUAACACAACUCCAAACUGAAAGUAGACUGUGAUGUUUAUAGGAUAAAUAUAAAACAUUUUAAAA
Molecule: messenger RNA, 776 nt
Organism: Cydia fagiglandana
Lineage: Eukaryota; Metazoa; Arthropoda; Insecta; Lepidoptera; Tortricidae
Product: larval/pupal rigid cuticle protein 66-like
Exons: 2
Coding region: 148-708 (186 amino acids)
Cellular component (GO): extracellular matrix
Source: RefSeq, a predicted model, not a curated record